Messenger RNA from Cinara cedri, 609 nucleotides. The record is from the annotation of a GenBank genome assembly. NCBI's taxonomy places the organism in Eukaryota, Metazoa, Arthropoda, Insecta, Hemiptera, Aphididae.
UGGCAACAGUUGAGUAAACGUUUUAUUUAUUUGUCCUCGACUAAUUCAGACUACCCGCUGACACCUUUCGACGCCGGAACGGAAACGUGACUUCGAGAAUAUUAGCAUUUCUUGUCGUAUUUUUUAACGGGGCAGUCGAUACAAUAUUAAUUAUAAUUGAUUUGCACUGUGUCGUAUUUUGAUCGUAGCUACAUAGUUCUUUUUCGCUCGCGUAAUUUGUUUUUAAACCUUAUUUUUAUUAGUACGAAAAAUAAAAAAAUGUUUGAAUUAAAUUUGUUCAACUUAGUAGUGAUCGCGUUUACGCUGUUAAUAUCGAUUGUGACGUAUGCCCGUCUCCGACAACCGCUGGAAUACCGGCAGAUUUCGCAGCACGUACCGUCCGUGACGAAAACCUUAUGGACUGAAUUCACACUGUCGUUGGAACUGGGCAUGAAACACCCGAAAGGUAAGAGGUACGCGAUUUCGGUGAUGGUUUUAGAUUCCGGUGAUGUCGAGAAGGGCUACGGCCCAGUUGCGCCCCGGAGAGUCCCGAGGGACGUGGACCCCAAAGAUAAGGUACUACCUGCCGAUAUGUUAUGGCCGAUAUGCGCCAAUUUCGCAGAUACAUAA